This is a messenger RNA of Coregonus clupeaformis (lake whitefish), 5004 nucleotides long. Its product is annotated as CXADR-like membrane protein. Gene Ontology annotation, cellular component: membrane; cytoplasmic microtubule; cell surface. The transcript is spliced from 7 exons. The coding region runs from base 422 to 1597 and encodes 391 amino acids. The record is from RefSeq and is a predicted model, not a curated record. NCBI's taxonomy places the organism in Eukaryota, Metazoa, Chordata, Actinopteri, Salmoniformes, Salmonidae.
UCGCGCUGGCACCGCAAGGGCAUGUGUGCGCUCGCAACUGUAGAGGUUCCCGGUUUUCAAAGAGGUUUUGUGCAUACAUAUUGCACCGGCUUUGUAUCUUGUCGAAUGGGGAGACAGUGAGGGGGCAUAAGUACGGAUCCUGCAAGAACGCAGACAUGUAUUCUUGUUUAGGUGGAGUGAACUCUAAUUUACCGGGUGUUCUGUGAGAAAUAAUGAAAAGGUGCUGCUAUAUUUGUGAAUGAGCACAAGGACAUUGGGAGAACGUGUAUGACAACCUGUGUAGCCUACCUAUAUAGACCCACUAACUUCAAUCGCUCUAUUCCGAUUUAUUCCGAUUUGAGGGCACAGGUAUAUUAGGGGAGCAAGAAGACAUCGUUUUCUGCUCGUUUGUGUGGAAUUUUCCUUCCAGCUGAGAGUCGUGAUGUCUGGCUCAUUUCACACAUUGUUCCUGGUUCUGCUGGGUGUGUUGACGGCGUGUGCCCAGACAGAGAUGAAGAGGGUUGUCGGGGACAAUGCCACAUUGCCCUGUCACCACCAGUUCUGGGCAGGCGACGCCCCCACGCUGGACAUUGAGUGGCUCCUCCUCAAGCCCAGCUCCAAGCAGAGAGUGGUGAUCACCUACUUUGCGGGCCGGGUAUACGACCCCAACGAGGAGGAGGCGGGCCGACUGUCCUUAGCCGGGGACUACAUCAAGGGGGACGCCUCCCUACUGAUCAGUGACCUCACCCUGGGCGACUCGGGUGAGUACAGCUGCAAGGUGAAGAACGGGGGAAAGUACCAAUGGAGCACGGUCAACCUCAUAGUACUGGUGAAGCCCUCUAAGCCACGAUGUUGGAUGGAGGGCAGGCUGUUGGAGGGUAGUGACGUUAAGAUGAGCUGUAAGUCUACAGAUGGCUCUGACCCCAUCAACUACAAAUGGGAGAGGGUGCUGGACAAGGGCAAGUAUGUAGGGAAGCUGCCCCCACUGGCCCUCAUAGAUUUGAAGAACUCAGAGAAAGUGACACUGAGGAACCUGACCAAGGAGAGUGCUGGGGUGUAUAAAUGUACUGCCAGCAACGAUGUGGGAGAGGAGAGCUGCACCGUAGAGGUCAAGAUGCACUAUGUGCGGGGCAUGGGUGUGGUGGCAGGCGCCAUGGUGGGUGUGUCCUUCGGCGUCCUCCUCAUCAUCCUCAUUAUCUGGCUGGUGUUCCGCAAGAAGGAGAAGAAGAAAUACGAGGAGGAGGAGACUCCUAAUGAGAUCAGGGAGGAUGCUGAGGCUCCCAAGGCCAAACUGGUGAAGCCCAACUCUCUCUCCUCAUCCCACUCUGGCAGCUCCCGCUCGGGCACCUCCUCCACCCAAUCCAUGGUCCACACCAGCGCCCCCCGGGGGCCCCGCGCCCGCCUGCCUGCCGUGGCCGCCCUCAAGGAGAACGGCCAGCCCCACAGCUUCCUCCAACAGCCUCCCGCCUACACACAAGUGGUCCCCAAAACCCCAGAGCCCCGCACGGCCCCGGCCAAGCCCAGCCCUCCCCCCAAACUGAGCCCCGGGAACCUGGCCCGCAUGGGGGCAACGCCGGUCAUGAUCCCUGCCCAGACCAAGGCCUUCCAGACUGUGUAAGAGGGAAGGAGGGACAAAGGAGUGGACUUAGAAACAAGAAGCACCAGUACACAGCUGAUAGCAUCCCCCAGCCUGCCCCCAGAGACCCUGUGAAAACCAGCUAUACCAUAAUGUAAAACUCCCCCUUACUCAUAGUCGCCAACUAAAAGUAUUAUUGGGCGCAUUCAUAUGAAGGGAAGAUUUUCUUAAGAAGAGCUUUCGCCCGCCUCUCCUGUACAAACAAUACAGAGCAAAAUCUCACGUUCACAUUCCCUUCCCAUGACGACAGAACUUUAGUCGGAUUUUGCUGACGCGGGCAGUGUUGUGUAUCAUACUCUGAGGUGGCAGGAACAGGGGAAGGACCCUAAGUAGAUUUUAGGUAUUUUUAAACUAAAUUGACAGAGCUGUGAAAGUGGGAGAGUUAUGGACGGAGGGAGUGAGAGCAAACAGAGGACUAGAAAAUAACAAACAAAGGAGAAACACAGGCUGCAUAGCUCCCCAGAGAACAAGCCAGGGUGUCUGGGUGUCUAACGCCACCUGCUACCGACCAGAUCAAACCAGACGGCAGAAAAAACAAAAAGUCCAAAACAGACAGGAAAAGUAAACAGCUCUCCAAACACCUGCUUUCCCGGGCUUGCCUGGGCACCACACCUGCCAAACUCACACUCCGCCACACCGAGCAAUCAACAUCUCUGAGGCUGCUUCGGUGGCAUUGCACACCUCCAUGUAUCCCUGGAUUUCCGCCAAGGCCAGCAGGCAUGGUGAUUGGCUCAGAGAGGAAGGAGGGGGGCACCGAUCGAUCGCCAAACCAAUGAGAGUGGAUGAAAGUCUGCUGCUGAUGCAAGAGGGAUGCUUUCCUGUAAUUGUACAAAGAUGAUAUAGCUGACUCCACAUAGACACAUCACCUGUCAUUCUAUAUACCUGCAAAAGGGUCACUCCCAGCAACAUGGACAUAUCGGUAUUGAUUUCCCUUGCUUCCAUGUUUUCUGUGUAUCCAGCACUAUGCACUUAACAAGUCUGGACAUAUGUAACGUUAUUUUCCCAUGUUCAUGGACAGUGUCAUUUAAGCCAAUAGGAAUAUAUAAUUUGGUGGUCAACAUAGGGGAUUAUUAAUGGCUGUGAUAUGUAUUGCUGUGGGAGAAUAGUUCAUGUUUGCUUUUUUCUAUUUCAUUUAUCUCAGAUUCCUCUGAAUGUUUAAGGAUUGUUAUUAAAGGGAUGGACAUAAGCCCUAUCGAUAAAGUGCCACUGUUGAUGUUUGAUGAAAAUGGUUUUUGUUUGUGUUGUGUAAAUAGCAUGUCCAUUAAUUCGAAUGAAUGAACAAACGAAUGAAUGUGUUGAUAUAUCUCAAUGAGGAGCAGAGAUUUGCAGUAAUAAGUUGAAUCACCUACAGUUGAACUGUGUCUGUAGCUGAAAACAUGCUAAAUAUGUUCUGUAUUAUGAGAAAAUGAACAAAGCGCCAUUACACAUCAUAAUAUAUGUGUUGGUUCGGCACCCUCUUGUAAUUAUAGAAGAACGGCAAUGAUGAUCCUGAAGAGUGCCUUCUGUUAACAUAUAUAUUUUAAUUGAAUACAUCACAGAAAAGUGAUGUCACAACACAACUUUACCAUUUCGAAUGGUUAACCCUAUGGUACGGUACACCUGAAAUUGAUUCCAUUUCAAGCAGAUGAGGAAUGAAAAGGACAAUAGCUUUGAGUGAUUUUGUUUAACCAAAUCAUUCUAUCAAAGUCUCUUCAUGGUGGCCAAACACAGAAUUUAAACGCAAACUCAAUAAAAUGUCCUGGCUGAAAGUGUUGGAUUAUGCCCUAUCCUUUUCACUGACUUAAAUGUCAAUUUCUGCCUGAGCUCUCCUCAGAUCCAAAGGUGUCACUUUUGCAUAGCGAUAUUCUUGUCUGCGUGUACGCAGCAGCACAUUGGUCCUUCAGCAUUAUGACUGCUUCCUCCCGAAGAGACACCCCUGUUAUUUUUGCUCCCUCGCAAUACAGUGCAUGUGAUGGAUGAGAUGUCAGGAGGUAUUUGGAGUGACUGAUGCUGUGGCGCCCUCCAGGAUAACCCAGCACACUCAUCUUAGAUCACCCAGGAGGGAGCGGGCUCUACUCAUCCCACAGUGCAGAGGGAAUAAGAGUGCACUCACACUCUGGCCUCUGAAAUGGUUGGAACCAGGACAGGGGUACUCGGGAGUCUAUACUCCUUGAAAAACAUUACAAGUUAACCUGGCUUUUGGUUCAUGCCUGAUUGAAAUCCACCAGAUUCACCUUUAGUAAUCAUUUUCUUUUGUAAUGUCACUCCAGUUGUGAAGGUGAAAUUAUCUCCUGAAUCAAGGGCAGUUCCAAGAGCGAAAAUAAAGCUUUGUCUUGUUGAGUCUCUUGAGUCUCUUGAGUACUUCUAGCUUGCCCACUGCUGGUUGAAAAGCUCCUUUAAACCAGGAGACGGAUGAGUGGCAAGAUGAGAGGACGACACCUGAGGGAGAGCUCCUGAUUACCCACCACAACCCUCUUAGAAAGCCAAUACAGAGGGGCCUAGUGGCUGACUGAAUGCAGCUCUUAUGGCAGUUUGAUGCGGUGUGAUAUGCACCAGGAAUUAUUUUCCAGUUAUCCGAGUGGCUCUGUGAAUUUCCCUGGUUUGCAAGCUACCUUUCGCUGCCCAUCUCAUUCAGCCGUGGCAGAGCGCUCUGCAUCCUGAAUCAUUAGGAUUUCCACCCUUUUCGUUGGAAAGUCUUCCUUGGCAGACAGGAGGAAUGGGAAGACCGUCUUCACCAAACCAUGCUGGGGAUUGGAAUAACAUGAACCACAGCCAUUACAUUGCCCUUUCACCAUGUGCCGACUCCAAAAGGACAUUACCGUAGGUUAGCUAGUAUGAAACUUGCAUCUUGAUGUCAUUCAUUAGUGUCUGUCUACUCUGAAGACCUCCACUAUUGGUUGAGUGAUGGGACCUCUGUGUUAGAUACCAUGCAUACAGUGUAACGUUAAAGGGAGAAAGAAUCCUUCCAAAGCUGAAAAACGAUGGAUAUGCAUGUCACUGAUACUUAACUAGAGAAAGAACAAAACAGUAUUUUUGCCUCAAUAAAUAUAUCAAUUAUAAUCUUAAAACAAAUACUAUGACUGUAAAUAAGCAAGGUUUUAUACAUGUUUGGUUUGUUUUAAGUUUCUUUGUUUGGGUUAAGUAUUCAAUCUGAUGUACUUUGCUCUUUCUUAAACUGUCCCCUCUGUUUGUGUUUUGCUUGCGUUUAGUCCUUUUAACACACAAACACUGUUAGAAGGACAAUAUGUUUUCUCUCACUCUAUUUUCUUUGAUUGACAAUGCCAUGCAGUUACUUUGAGUUGUGGUAAACCAAAAAGGCCAUGUAUUUACCGUCCUCUUGAGUGAAAAUUGUAUAUUUGUACAAUAUCUGAAUAAGUACUGUUUUGGUUUGUAAUAAAGCAUUUGAUGAA